This is a messenger RNA of Sclerotinia sclerotiorum 1980 UF-70, 159 nucleotides long. RefSeq lists its product with no specific name. The record is from RefSeq and is a predicted model, not a curated record. NCBI's taxonomy places the organism in Eukaryota, Fungi, Ascomycota, Leotiomycetes, Helotiales, Sclerotiniaceae. Bases 1 to 159 code for a protein of 52 amino acids. The transcript has 2 exons.
AUGAAUGAUAAACACGAGAUGCGUUGGUUGGAUGCAGUAAACAUAUACGUCUCUCGAUUUCGACACUGUAAGCCAUACAGUCAUACCUCUGGACAAGUAGGCUGGAUUUUGUUUUGCGUUGCAGGUGAAGCGAUCGAUAUAAACAUCAGCAGCGGGUGA